AUGAGCCUUUCCGCCCUUCUUCUUGGAAAACCCAAGAAAGUUGACUCGGAGCUGGAUGCACUGUUUAAAUCCAAUCCCAUUCCGCCACAAAAUUCCAGCAUCCCUGCUACAUCAACCCAACCGCCAACAAAGAAGCGAAAAAUCCAGGAAUCUCAUGGCGAAAAGAAUACGAAACGAGCUAAAUCCGGCAGCCCCAUAAAAUUGCCAGUCGAAACCAAGCCAACCAAGUCUUCGAAAAAGCCGAGAAAGUCUCCAACACCUGUACCCCAAAGCUCUCCGGAGCCUGACGACUCUGAGGACGAUAACGAUGAUUUGGAAAAUGCAUACCUUCUUAAAAAUGCCGGCGGGUCUGAAGUCGAAGUCGACGAUGAAUCGGAUGCACCUCCACCAACCCACGAAUCACUCCUAUCCUCUGCCAAACGCGUGCGUGUGAAAACCAGCAAAAAGAAGGAUAAAUUCGUGCCCGAAGACGAAUCGGCAGCGCAGCGAAACGCUCGAACUCUGUUCGUUGGAGGGCUUCCAGUAGAAGUUGCAGAGAAGAAAUCACUCAAAAAACAACUUUCACGACACAUUCUCUCCUUCCUUCCACCACCCAGUCAAGGAAAAAUCAAGAUAGAAUCCGUCCGCUUCCGCUCCGUAGCAUACCAAAAGCCAUCCAAUGGGCCGACUUCCAACAAAGACGGGUCGAAACCUGCUCCCAACGCCAAUGCCUCUGAGCAUAGCAAGUCGCGGGCAGCCAAAUGGCGAGACGAUGCAACAAAAGAAGAAGAAAAGCCGAAGGAGUAUCUCACGCCUGCUCAAAAGAAAAAGGUCAUGUUUAUCAAGGGGGAGUUCCACUCCGAAGGACGGGGCGUCAACGCCUACGUUGUUCUGGCACAUCCAGUACAGCGAGACAAUGAUGUUGAUAUGGACGGGUCCGACCCUUAUAAUGCUGCUCUUGAGAUCGCACGUGCAGCAAAUUUCUCUUCAUUCUUAGACGUUGCUAUCCGUGUCGAUGUUUGUGGCCAGCAACAACCAAAUUCGAACUCACAAUCCAAUUUGGACGCCAUCGGUGCCACGGGCGACCCGAAAUUCUCCCUUUUCAUUGGAAACCUGGAGUUUGGUUCGCAAGAGCGAGAUGUGAUGGAGUUUUUCGAAGGUGUGGUCGCUGGCGAGCGAGGACCAGCCCCUGACUCUGCCAACGACGAAACUAAACAAGCAGCAAGAUGGGUUCAAAGCGUCCGCCUCAUCCGCGACCCAGAAACACAACUCGGGAAAGGGUUUGGUUAUGUGCGGUUUUCGGACCGCGAAUGCGUCGACGAGGUUCUCUCCCUUUCCAAGACGGACGAAGGGAAGAAGAAGCUCAAAUUUGCGAAACGCGUCCUACGAGUCCAGCGAUGCAGAGCUACCACAACGAAAAGCACUUCGUCUAAACCAGCAUCCGACUCUGUUGUCCAGCCCAUCAUAUCGCCAACCAGUAAAACGACUAAACGCGGGGAUCCAACAUUGGGCGAGCGACUUGUGCAUCUCGGCAAAGAAGAGCGCAAGGCUGCGAAGAAAGCAGACAAAGAUAGGGAGAGUAGGAGGGCGGAAAAGAAAAUGAGAAUGCGGAUGAAGGUCAAGAGCCAAGUCCCUGGUGGAUUUGGAGGCAAGGGAGCUGGGAAAAGUAGUGUGAAGAGCAAAGAACGAGAGCGGAUUAGGAAACUGUUCACGGGCUUCGACGCCCACGACUACAUAUCCUCGAAAACACCAGUUGUUCUGAUUCCACUUUACGCCCGUAAUCCACCUCUGGAGGCCACACUCGAUUUGUUGCCAAGGACUGCAGCAUAA
Molecule: messenger RNA, 1809 nt
Organism: Mycena indigotica
Lineage: Eukaryota; Fungi; Basidiomycota; Agaricomycetes; Agaricales; Mycenaceae
Product: RRM domain-containing protein
Exons: 6
Coding region: 1-1809 (602 amino acids)
Molecular function (GO): RNA binding
Source: RefSeq, a predicted model, not a curated record